UUUAUUGCAGGAAUAUUGAACAUCUGAGUAAGCUCGUGUAAUUUAUGGUGUUGACAAAUUUUAAUAUCGCUCCCUUAUUAGUAGUGAAGGACAUUAUACCUGAAGCGGGGUUUGCAUAGUUUCUUGGAUUUCUGAUAACUGAUCUUGUCUAAUUUGGCAGUUUAAACAGUGAUUCAUUUUUGUUGUAUCUUUCUAUGCCGAGGAAUAUUUCUUGGAAUAUUACUGCUACUACUUAGGACCACUGAAAGAGAGCUUUGUCUUCUUCAUAGUUAAAAAGAUGAAGCAGGGAUGGUGAUAGGGAUGAGGAUGUAGCUGUUGUAUAUCAACAAACAGCCAUUCUAUUCUAUGGAGACUGUUUAUCUGGUUGUGAAUUAAAGAUACCAUAAUGGCUCAAUCACUGACAGCAGAUAACGGCUGGUUUUAUCGUGGGCUGAAAAUCAUCUGUUUCCUCACCUCUUUUAUCUUUACGGUGAUUGACGGGGAAUCAGUUUAUAUGGAUAAAUGGGGCCACUGUACCGGAAAUGCCAUAUCAGUGGAUAGAGACGUUUAUACCUUAUUUUCUACUGGAGGUGGAUUUAAUCAUGAAUCUUUGAUUUGUGAAAUAACAUUUAAAGCGAGGCAUGAUAAAAGUCUGUGUUUAACAUUUAAGACAUUCUCUAUUGAUGACUGUGGUGUAACUUUAAAGAUCUUUGAAAGAAGUACUGCAUCAGGCAAGAACAGGGAUAUGUUUGGCUGUAAUGAUAGAAAACCUAAUAGAAUUUGUACAACAGAAAGAUAUUUUACUGUUAAACUGGAGAAAGCUGCCCUGAAUAAUAAUCAGAAUUAUGAAUUCCAGAUUGAUGUUCAAGAGAGUGAUAGUUUUACUGGUGAAGAUGUAGUUAUAACAUCUAUUGGUGUGUUUGUUGGUAUUAUAGUAACUGUUAUGAUUAUUAUACUCGUCAUAGCGGUUUUAGUUAUAUAUUGUUGUUGUAAAAAGAUGCGUCACAGUGCUGGUCCUAAUAUAGUUUAUAACCCAGCUAAUACCGCCCCUCCACCACAAUAUCCAGUCCAACCAUCAGCCCCUCCAUUACAUGAUCAUCCAGACAGCCAUCAACCAAACAAUGUGAAUGUCCCUCCAUAUACACCACCUCCACCAUAUUCACAAUAUGAUCCAAGUACUGAAAAACAGCCAGUAUAAUAUACAGCAUAUCGCAAUUUCUGAUCCAAGUACUGAAAAACAACCAGUAUAAUAUACAGAAUAUCACAAUCUCUGAUAUUCUUUCUGAAAAAAAUCAUUAUUUGACACAAUAAGCCAAAAUUUGAACUAAAAUUAAUAAACAAGACAACAUGAGCCUAACAUUUAAAAAAAAACAACAUUUAAUCGCAUAGCAUUAGACUUGUCACUAAAUGAAAUAACAAUCAGAUUAAAACAAUUCAAUACCAGUAUUUUAUCUUGACCUAAAUCAAGGAUCUUUAGCUCAUUUAAAAUAAACUUUAAUUACAAGUUUAGGCCUACAUUUAUAUUUGUUAUUGUAUUUAUCAUGUCCUGAAUAUUUUUUUGUUACUGACAUAUCUCUUGGAGUAAUAUCACAAAGCGUCAAUUGAGAAUGAUAAGGUCACAAAAAAAAUAAAUCACAUUAAACUUUGAAGUUGUCUUAAAAAUUUGGUUAUUCUUAAAUAUCUCUAAGAUAUAUCAUUGUACCAAAAAUAAUAUUAGACCAUUUUCAGUAGCUUUUCGAAAACAUGCCUUGUGUGAAUAAGCAUUUAAAGAUUUUUUUUUUAAAUUUGUGAUAUCAUUAUAUAAAUGUACACUAUGUUUUAAAGUAAAUUUUUAGACAUUCUGUUACUUGUGACCUUAUCUUCAGAUUUCAAUUUCAUAUCUGUCAUUCAUUUUAAAACAUGCAUAAAUAAUCAUAAGAUUCUUUUGUUGCAGUCAAAAUAUAUUUAAUGUACAUAUUUAUAUGUAAUUUGUAUUAAGUAAUGUGUAAUGUAAUUUGUAUUAAGUAAUGUGUAAUAUGUGUUUUAUGUAACUAAGAAAAUGUGUGCUUAUAUUUAUAUAUUAAAAUAUAAAGUACCACUUUGUUAGGUCGGGAAACCGUGCAAUAUUUGAAUGAAAGUUUGAGUGAAAAUGUGAGAGAAUGUGCAGAUCUUUAUGGAUUGAUUGUAGUAAUUGUUGAAAGUGUGACAAUUUUUAUGUAAUUAACUUUAUUGAAACAUAACUGAAAUGUAUACUAAUUAUUAAUUGUAUGAAAAGAUGGGUGAUUAUGUGUAAUUGUGUGCUAUUAUUUGUGGACUGUAUGAAGAAAUUGGUGAAAGUGUAUGCUUGGGUAUGAAUAAUUAUAUGUAUUUAAUUUAUUGAAACAUAAAAUAAAACUUAAAGUAGCAAUAUCGCUAUUAAAACAAGUAUUGUGUUACAAGAUAAACUAAAAAAAUUCUAGAGAACAACUCUAUAUUUGAGGAGGUUGCACUUAACACAGCUGAAAUAGUAGGAGUUUGUGUAUCAAAUGCCCUUUUAACAAUCAUUAUAAUUAGCUUUAAAUUUGAUUAAUGAUAAAAUACUCAGCUUAUUAGCUUAUUGCUACUUUACAUGUAUGGCUAUUAGGUUGUGUUACUGUGCAAUAUUUACAGGAGCUUUAGUCUGUGUGUAUGAUAUAAAUGAAUAAUAAUAUGUAUGAAAAGGUGUUUAAAGGGUGGUUAAAGGGUGUUUAGAGUAUUGUGUAGUGUAGAAUGUGUGGUGUAAAUGAAUAAGUGUGAGUGUACUAUGAACAGUUUGCAGCCAUCUAGGAAUUGUGACGUAAUAUCAAACAUUGAAGUCUAUCAAAUGAUGCGUAAUUGUCCAAGGAACAUUUCUUAGAAGAAUGUCAUCCCCAAGAAGAACAACAAGAACAAGAUGAGUAGCGCUUUGGGGCUCUAUUCUUGGUCCAAAAAUAAUUGAUGUAGACCCAAUAAUGAUUGAUGUGAGUGUUCAACAAACCCUGAAUAUCAGGCCGGCCUCUGGUGCAAUAUGAAAGAUUGAGUGGAUGUGAGUUAUGCAGUUGUGUAUUUGAAUCAUGUAUAUUGUGUUAGUGAAUAUAAAAUGUGAGUGCUAUAUAUUUAAUAUCUUAGCACCAAUAUCAGGUUGGGCUAAUGUGCAAUAUGUAAGAUAAACCUGUGAAAUAGAGAGAGAAUUAAUUAACUCUUAUCUCUAUAGAUGAGUAAUCUAGUCAUUGAUGUCAUUGUUAUUGUAUAAUAGUAUAAAAUAUUUAUUAGUUAUUUGUUUGUAUAUUUAUUAUGUUUUAUUAUAUGCAUCCAUAUUGAGUAUUAAUGAAAAGAUAUAUAUAUAGAAAUUCAAACUGAACUGGCUUUAAGUCAUUGGAUACAUUGGAUGUUUUUAACCGACAUAUUUAACAAUACAUGUAUUUAAGUUCAGUUUUAAGUAUUAUUUUCUGGGCAUAGUUUCGGAUGUCAGGAUAAACUAUAUUACAUAGUUAUAGAAGAACAAUUAAUGUAGUCUAGAUCAUCCAAUCCCUCUUAACAACAUCUUAACCAAACUGUGCACAACUGAAGUCAUGUAAUGCCAAACACAAGCCAUGCAAUGUAUAUAAGCAGUCAUGUAAUGCAUAAUAUUUAUUUAUUUUAUUUUAUUAUUUUGUGUUACAUACAGACUAUAUUUUUGAUUUAUGCAUAAUGUAUCAUAUUAUUGUGAGGUAUUAUUUAAGGACUAUUGAGGACUAGAAUCUCAAUUUAAUAAAUGUUUUAGCUUAAAAAAGGUCUGUAAAUAGUCAAACCCUCUGUGCAAUAUUUAUUUGUUUAUUUUUCUUUUGUACAUGUUAUAUAUAUAUAAUUUAUUCUGUUUGUUUACAUAUCUUCAAACAUAUUUUAAUAAAAUUUGGAAAAGGUUGUUUUUGGAUUAUUUUCCAAAUAAUGCCUUCAUUUUCUUCACAUAUCAGUUCACAAUACGACAGAAAACAUUGGGAACCAUUUUAUUUGUCUAAGAAUCUAAAGAAGUAGAUAAUUUUUAAAAUUAAACAGCUUUUGUGAGAAAGAAAACAGUUAUUGUUUACCCCUUGCAGUAAUUGCUCAAAAUGAUACUCAGUAUUAUAGAUUUCUGAAUUUGAGCCGUUGUCAUAAAUAUUGAAGACAUUUUAGAUAAACUUUGUACGACUUGAUAUUUUAAUUCCAGAAAUUUAUUAAAUUCAUCAUUGAAUCAUAUCUUUUUAAUGACAAAAGUAAACAAAACUAACCAUUAUGACCAUGUUUAUUCUGGAAUAUUGUCAUUGGCUAAAAUAAUCCCUGACUUAAGUUAAAAAAUAUCUUCAAAAAUCAUAUUUUAAUAUAGACAGUAAUAAUUAUAAUUUCAAAAAUUCUGCCGUAAAAUUGUAAAUUAUUUAAUCUACAUGAAGAUCAAUACCUGUAGUUUAUAUGUAUCAUAAUUUAUCGUUUUAUUUCUUGUGUUUAUUUUGUUAAUACAGAAAUAUAUCAUGUGCC
This is a messenger RNA of Patella vulgata (common limpet), 4446 nucleotides long. RefSeq lists its product as uncharacterized. Lineage: Eukaryota; Metazoa; Mollusca; Gastropoda; Patellidae. The record is from RefSeq and is a predicted model, not a curated record. The transcript is spliced from 6 exons. The coding region runs from base 386 to 1177 and encodes 263 amino acids.